Suillus bovinus is the source of this 593-nucleotide messenger RNA. RefSeq lists its product as uncharacterized. The record is from RefSeq and is a predicted model, not a curated record. NCBI's taxonomy places the organism in Eukaryota, Fungi, Basidiomycota, Agaricomycetes, Boletales, Suillaceae. Bases 118 to 585 code for a protein of 155 amino acids. The transcript is spliced from 5 exons.
UGUCAAAAACAUCCGAGGAUGCUCAGUAUAAAAGCCCAGCGUUCUCUGAUAUUUCCUUUGUCAAUUCCUCUUCCCAUUGUCAAAUCAUCAUCGUACUAGCGAUUUACAUCUUAUACAAUGCCUUUCCCCAGCGAUGGAGUGUAUUUUGUCAGAAACAUUGGCAGAGACCUCAUGCUCGAUCUCACGGGCAACAACACCACUGAAGGGAACCAGAUUCAAGGCUACGCUAAAAAUGGCACCGUGGCUCAGCAGUGGAUGAUCAAGAGACAGAACGAGCCAGGGUCCCCCAACAAAACUGUUAGCAUUCAGUCCAAUAACAACGGUAACAAUGGAAAUGGAUGCUUUGCUACUGCGAGCGAGGAUUCGGAUGUACCAGUCGUGUACACUAGGCAGGCGUUCAUCGUCGAUCUCGUUGGACGCAUGGACAAUACUUAUACCAUUAGCUUCACUCUUGGGAAUGAGAACCUGGUGUUAUCUAUUCCAAGUGCGAAAAAUAGUGCAGUGAAACUCGAGAAUCACGUCGCAGGAACUGCCCGCCAGCAGUGGGAAUUUACUCGUGUUUCUGACCUCCAACCAAUUACCUAGUUGUCGCC